AUGUUCCUAUCCGCCGUGUCACUCGCACACGCGCUGGCGAUGACACAAUUUAUCAGACUCGGGGUGGAUGAGCUGGAUUGUCGUGCCUCCACAGCCCCCAAUGGUUUGCGGACGGCUGCGAGGGAACACCUCAUUACCUUACUUUUCUGUAGGAUUCAAAGAGCUGUUGAUUACGGGACCUAUCCAAUAACUGCUGUUUGCCCGAAAGUUACCGAACGUCUGCAAGCAGACGCGCUUAUGCUGAUGUCCCUGGAUGCACGGCCCUGCCAUUUUAACUUUCCAGGUGUGCCAUCCACUUUGUGGUCUUUCUGUGCGAUGCACCGGUUUGCGCGUCCUUUGCAGGAGAGUUGUGCAUUCCCAGCUCUCUCAUUCCGUUAUGGCCUCAUCGGUGACGAAUAUAAUUUGUACCGGAAAUGGUAG
Molecule: messenger RNA, 420 nt
Organism: Trypanosoma brucei brucei TREU927
Lineage: Eukaryota; Euglenozoa; Kinetoplastea; Trypanosomatida; Trypanosomatidae
Exons: 1
Coding region: 1-420 (139 amino acids)
Source: RefSeq, a predicted model, not a curated record